Molecule: messenger RNA, 2997 nt
Organism: Guillardia theta CCMP2712
Lineage: Eukaryota; Cryptophyceae; Pyrenomonadales; Geminigeraceae
Exons: 15
Coding region: 1-2997 (998 amino acids)
Biological process (GO): phosphorelay signal transduction system; phosphorylation
Cellular component (GO): membrane
Molecular function (GO): phosphorelay sensor kinase activity
Source: RefSeq, a predicted model, not a curated record
AUGGAAAAGGAGCGGAGAGAGCAGCAGGUGUUUGAAAACCUUCAGGUCGAGGGCUAUGCAGAUGCCGAGUUCUUGGACAAGAGACCCUCUUGCGAUAGUCGCAUGGACGAGGGUCUACCUGAGCCUCUUCGCCCGUUGAGCCCUCCACACGAGUCUAGAAGCGAAGCUCCCCUGAACCAACAAGAGGAUCAUCAGCGCGUUCCUGCUUUCUUCCGGCAGAGCAGGCACUUCUCGCAGAGCUUCAAGCUGCCUUCACUCAAGCAGGCGACACAAGUUGACCAGAAAUUCAUGAUUCGAGCGACUAUGAACGAUGUGCCGGGGCUGUUUCUGUUCGCCCUCUGGCUGAUGGUCUAUGUAGUCUUCGUGUAUGCCCUGAGAUCAUACUCGUCCGCGUGUGCCAACGUGCAAACGGAUGAGAGCGAGUACUACACCAUGAAGAAGACAAUGUUCGUCAAGAUCCUGGCGGUGUUUCUUUUCAGCAUUUGUAUCCUCAUGGAUCUGUCUGGUAUGCUGUUUCAGAUCUCCGCCAAGAAGAGGACUCUCAACAGCCUCGUCCUCUUCAUCAACCUCGUUGCUUGCACGGUUUACCUGAGUUACGUCACGGGCGUGCUGCCGGUCCUCCACGACCUUGAGGGGCGGCAGAUGUUCAUCGAGCGCUACUUCCAAUGGAUGAACACAACUCCCUGCAUGCUGUUUGUCUUGCAUGCUCUCGGGUCGUCCAUGGAAAAGGAGCUCGUCAUCUCCUUCUCGUCGCUCUUCCGCGUCCUGAUAUCCGAUGAGUUGAUGAUCCUCACAGGGCUCGUUCAUGCCGUCGUUGGUAACAGCAUGAUUGGUUGUGUCGCUUGCUUCCUGUCUUGCUGUUUCUUCCUCGACGUUCUCCGGGGUGUUCACGCCUUCACCAACUCAAGCGUUGCUAGAGCUGCGACAACGUACGAGAUCGCGUCGUUGAGGUCGUUGGAGAUCAGCACCUUCUUGCUGUGGUCCGUGUUCCCCGUCGUUCACCUGCUGCACUAUGGAGGUUUCAUCUCAACCUUCCAGUAUGACAUAGCGCAGACCUUCGUUGAUAUCCUCACCAAGUCGGUCUACACCGUCACGCUCCUCACCGGAAACUUCUGCAUCCUCGACACUGUCGCCGAGGUCAGGAUCGCCCAGCUGCAAGCUGAAAAAGAGACGAAGCAUAAGAACGUGAUCCGCACCGAGCUGAUGAACCAGGCGCUGCAGACGGCGAUGCUAGAGGCGGAGACUUCAUCUCGCCUGUCUCGUCAUUUCCUUGCCAACAUCAGCCACGAGCUUCGCACCCCCCUCAACUCGGUCGUCGCCUUCAACUCGCUCCUGCUGGAGUCGGAGGACCUGAGCGCCGCACACAAGGAUUACGUUCGUUCCUCCUUGACGUCCGCGGACGCUCUGCUAACCGUCAUCAAUCAGGUGCUGGACUACCCCAAGUUGGAAGCGAAGGAGGACAACGAGAAGGAGGGCAAGGGAGGAGAAGAGAAGGAGGGCAGCGAGCUCAUGGAGGAGUUCUCCCUCCUCAAGCUUGGCGAGGAUCUCUCCGACCUCAUCGCCUCCUGCAUCAAGUCAGACCUUGACUUCGCCGUCGACAUCCAAGUCUCUGAGGCAGACGCGGAGCUCUUUCUCUAUGGCGAUGCCUUCCACAUCCGUCAAUGUGCCAUGAACCUCUGCGACAAUGCCAUGAAGUUUUCGCCGGAGCAGGGAGGAGAAGUGACUCUACGCAUGAGGCUCUCAGACUUGGACGAGGCCUCGUCCGUGUGCCUGCUGCACGUCGAGGUGGAGGACAACGGCAUCGGAAUCCCAGAGGACAAGCUCAACCUCCUCUUCAAACCUUUCUCUCAGGUUUCCUCGCAGUACACGCGACUGCAUCAGGGGACGGGGCUGGGCCUCGCCAUCACCAAGAAGCUCGUCGACUCCAUGCACGGCAGCAUCUCCUGCCAGAGCAGAGGAGCAGAAGCCGCGAAGAGCAGAGGAGGAGCAGCGGCAGGAGGCACGGGAACAGUCUUCUGCAUCACUGUUCCUCUUCACUUCACUCGUCAACCCGUAGGGGUCAACUCCACCCUAGAAAUCCCAGGCCUGCAGGAGGGGACCGUCAUCCUGGCGACGAGGAAAGGACCGAGCUCAGCGCUCAUCAUGAGGCUGUGCAAAGAGAGGAAGGUGAGGGUGGUGGACCUGCGGCAGGACAAGGGGCCGGUCAGCAAGCAGCUGCUGGUGAAGCUGCAGGCGGCAGUGAAGGCUCAGGGGGAUCGGCCGUUCUGUGUGGUGGUGGACAUGCUGGUGUACGAGCAACUGAGCGCGAUGGCGACGGAGCUGAGCUGCUUGAAGAGCUUCUUGAUCUUGGGGGGGAUGACGUCCCAGCUCUGCCUGCUCAAGAAGAAGCGACACGACGAAGCCUCCAACGUCAUCCCCCUCCCCAUCAAGCCGUCGGUGCUCUUCUCUAAGAUCUUCUCCUCCUUCACGGAGGAGAAGAAGUCUCCUGCCCUUCCCUCCUUUCCUUACGCUGCCAAGGUAGCCAAGGAGACGGUGAGCAGCGGGAACGUCCCGGCCCUGGAGGAGGCGGUGAAGAAGGAGGCGGAGGAGGAUAAUCGCAUGCGCAUCCUCGUGGUGGAGGAUCAAAUCGCCAACCAGAAGGUCGCAGUAGCCCUCCUCCAGCGCGUCUUCGGCAAGGAUAAGGUUGCGGUUGACAUCGCCAACAACGGAGAGGAAGGAGUCGCAGCCGCAUCGUCUGGAAGCUACGACCUCAUCCUCAUGGACAUUCAGAUGCCCAUCAUGGAUGGACUUGAGGCCUCUCGCAAGAUCCGCGAGUGGGAGAAGGAGAAGGAUCGAAAGAAGAUCUGCAUCAUAGCUGUCACUGCUCACACCAGCCCAGCGCAUGUCGAGGAAUGUAUGCAAGCAGGCAUGGAUAGACAUUUCUCGAAACCCCUCAGCCUUUCUCUCAUGCGAUCCAUCGUAGAGGACUUCGAUGAUUGGAAAGGAAGUCGCGUUUAA